Lactuca sativa (garden lettuce) is the source of this 933-nucleotide messenger RNA. Lineage: Eukaryota; Viridiplantae; Streptophyta; Magnoliopsida; Asterales; Asteraceae. The record is from RefSeq and is a predicted model, not a curated record.
AUGGAACCUUUUGAUCCGUUCCAUCCAUACAAUCAUGAUAUCGAUGAGGAUGAUAUGUUCGUGGGUAUGAUGUAUCAAUAUGUUACCGACAUGAUACCGUCAGAGCCAGCUCCACUACUGACCAGACGUGCGGCGUUGAACAGAGAUCGUGAAGAGGGGCAUAGACGUCUAGUACACGAUUAUUUUGCGGAUAAUUGUGUCUACCAACCAAAUGAUUUCAAAAGAAGGUUUCGCUUGCGGAAAAAUAAAAUUAUUAAAAAGUUGUUCGACGUAAACGUUCUUGGUCGGUCACCAACUGAGCUUAUGGCUUUGGGGGAAUCGCCCGAUUCUAUUGAUGACUAUAUGAGAAUGUCAGAGCGAACUGCACGAGAAAGUCUGUAUAGAUUGGCGAGAGGUGUUAUCAAAACCUUUGGCGACAAAUACUUCAGCAAACCUUCAUUGAAUGAAAUACAACAAUUAUAUACGGCGCAUGAAGAACGACAUGGUUUCCGGGAAUGCUUGGAAGCAUUGAUUGCACAAAGUGGAUAUAGAGAAAUUGUUCUGUGGCGUAGAAAAGUCAAUACACAAGUGGACCUUUUAACAGGAAAGGCACAGGAUGCUCCUUUCACAAUAAAUGGCCAUGUGUAUAAGUUCGGGUAUUACCUCACGGAUGGAAUAUAUCCAACAUAUUCCACGUUUGUGAAGGCGUUUCGACACCCGAUAGAACCAAGAGAUAAAUUUUUCAAGAGAAGACAAGAAAGAGCACGUAAGGACGUGGAACAUAAAGGAAGAAACAUUGCGGAGUAUUCACCUAUGGAACCUGGACACAUUCAAUUUCAAUCAAUGACAGCAGAAUACUUACAUAGAGUCGUUGAUAUCCAAGAUCAACGAAAACACAAACAACUUCGAGAAGACUUGGCAGAUCAUAUCUAUGAUGGCAGUGAAGUUGAGUAA